AUGAACGAGUCUCACCCCGGUAGAGGACUAGGUUCCGCGAUCCGAAAUCUGUUCCGCUCCUCCUCACCCUCUCCUCCGCGACGUCGCGUAUCGCGUCUGCUGCGUCGAAGUCGGACUGUGGUCGCCAAACACUCGGAAGAGCAGACAGCCCGUGCACCAGGGCCAAAAAGCGUCUCUCCCGAUCCAGACCCGACGGCGAUGCUAGGACUCUCCGAAACGCCUCAAAGUGCGAAUCACGACAGUUUCGACAUCUUCGAAUGGUAUCCCCAUUACCAGAAUUGCCAGCGUUACUUCCUGGACCAUGCGCAACACAGCACACCUGUUCAGGCGGUGUCCGCCUACGUGAACAUUCUACUUCCGUUUCAACGACAACCUUAUCCGGCUCAUAAUGCCUCUAGCGGGCCACUUUCGAGUACGGCCGACGGGAUUACCCCGGAAUCUUCAUCGACGUCGAACGCACUACCACCGCCAGUUUCUCUGUUGCCGUACAUUCGCCGCCUUGUAGCGACAGGAAUGGAUUAUCCUGGGAUGCUCCAUGGAUUCUUCGGUGACGACUGGCAGGCGGGGGUAGGCCCGUUGCACGAAAAGGAGCGUUGCAACUAUCUGCUCGCGGCGAGGAGUGGAGGAUGGGGUGUGGUGAAGAGCGAAUACGACAUCUCCCCGCUGGAGACGAUUCCCUUUUUACGGCCCCUACAAGGACCCCUGGAGGAGGAGUUUGUGGCGGCGUAUAAAAGCUGGAGUGAGUGGCUUCUCUUGAGAGACUGGGAAUUUGGACCUCGGGCGCCGGACGGCCUGCAAGAUUCAUCCUCUCAAUCCUCACGACCACAGAGUGCACGAGAAUGA
This is a messenger RNA of Aspergillus mulundensis, 843 nucleotides long. RefSeq lists its product as uncharacterized. The coding region runs from base 1 to 843 and encodes 280 amino acids. The record is from RefSeq and is a predicted model, not a curated record. Lineage: Eukaryota; Fungi; Ascomycota; Eurotiomycetes; Eurotiales; Aspergillaceae. The transcript has 2 exons.